This is a messenger RNA of Trametes versicolor FP-101664 SS1, 1407 nucleotides long. RefSeq lists its product as uncharacterized. Lineage: Eukaryota; Fungi; Basidiomycota; Agaricomycetes; Polyporales; Polyporaceae. The transcript has 5 exons. The record is from RefSeq and is a predicted model, not a curated record. The coding region runs from base 1 to 1407 and encodes 468 amino acids.
AUGCAUUGGUUCUACUCCGGGUCUGUCACAAAAUCUGCAGGGGAGCUGGAUAGCCUGGUCAAUGAGGUCCUGCUUGCAGACAACUUCAAUGUGAAUGACCUCCGCGGCUUCAAUGCCAAACACGAGCUCAACCGUCUGGAUAAGCACACUGACACUGGCGCCAACAACUUCCCAGCUGCUGAUGGCUGGCGGCAGGGCUCCGUCAAGAUCCCACUACCCAAGACCAAAGUCAAGCACACCUCAGAGGACUCUGCGCCGACGUUUGAAGUACAUGGUAUCUUCUAUCGGCCGUUGCUCACAUCCAUCAAGGCCGCAUACAAAGAUGCCUCCGCCAUGCAAUACCACAACCACACUGCCACCUCUGUCCCUAGUCCUUCAUCCUCCUACGCCCGAGCCACCACUGACAGUGAUCCUGCGCAUGCGUCCUCCCCAUCUGAACGUCUAUACUCCAAAGCAUACAACACUAACACGCUCAAUCGACUCAAUGAUGCAGUACAGAAGAAAGCAAGAGAGGACCGUGAGCCUGGUGACUCUCCCUCACUCAAGUACGGCCCUGCUAGGAUUAUGAUGUAUUUGGACUCGAUGCAUCUGACGAACUUUGGUACGGCAUCGCUUUGGCCAAUAUAUUUCUGGCUCGCUGCACUCUCAAAGUAUGUCCAUGCAAUGCCAACCAUGCUUGCUGCUCACCACCUGGCCUACAUUCCCUCUCUCCCGGAUCUCAUCAACCAGGAAUACAAGAACAAGUAUGGGUUCCUGCUGACUGCCGCCGUCCUCCUCUUUUGCAAGAAGGAGUUGACGCAGCAGAUUUGGAUGCUCCUGCUCGACAACGACUUCCUUCAUGCCUACGUGCAUGGUUUCGUUGUGCAGUGCGGCGACGGCAUCAUGCGGUGUCUAUUUCUGUGUAUACUGACCUAUUCUGUGGACUAUCCGGAGAAGUGCCUUAUUGCAUGCAUUAAGUUCUUGGGGCGAUGCCCUUGUCCUGACUGCCUAGUCACGAAGGAUUGGAUUCACCUCAUGGGUACAAAGAGGGACAUGGCCACCCGGGAAAAGAAGCCCCGCGAGGAUAGCAGCUGGCUGAGAAACAAGCUGGAACAAGUCCGGGGCUGGAUUUUUAAGCGGGGCCUACCGACUGAGGGCAGAGCUGUCAAAGCCGUGCUCGGUUCUACUUCGACAUUGCUGAAUCAGAGUGCAUUUUCGCGUCGUCUAGGCCAAUUCGGGUUUGACAUCUACCGGGCGCUCGUGCUGGAUGUGAUGCACAAGAUCAAUCUGGGGGUCUGGAAAGCCACGAUGAUGCACCUCGUGUGCAUCGUCACGACCAUUGGACAAUCACAAAUCAACAACCUCAACUCCAGGUACGAACAGCAGUGUUCAGCAGGGGAGGAUGCAUGCUCACUCGUCGUGUUUUAG